AUGGGUAAAGGAAAACCAAGAGGUUUGCAAGCUGCACGUAAAUUGCGCACACAUCGCCGCGAUGAACGGUGGGCUGACAAAUCUUAUAAGAAAAGGGCAUUGGGUACAGCUUAUAAAUCAUCACCCUUUGCCGGGGCUUCACACGCUAAAGGCAUAGUUCUCGAAAAAAUUGGUGUAGAAGCUAAACAACCAAAUUCUGCUAUUCGUAAAUGUGUUCGUGUGCAAUUAAUUAAAAAUGGUAAAAAAGUAACCGCAUUCGUUCCCAAUGACGGUUGCUUAAAUUAUGUAGAAGAAAAUGAUGAAGUGUUAAUUGCUGGUUUCGGUCGUAAAGGGCGAGCUGUAGUUAAAGAUUUAGAAGGAUAUGGUUUUUCUAGAGGACAAGCGGAAGCAAUAAUGAGAGUACUGGAAGCUUUAUUAAAUAAUAGUUCAAGGAUACGAUCAUUUAUGCUAUCAAAAGCAGACUUAGAAAAUGAUUUCCGAACCGAAAUUCAAAUUAAUCGUAAAAAGAAUUUAUCAGACAUUAGUUCAGAAACGGCAGAGAUUCAGCGAGAAGUUUCUGCAUUAAAACAAAAAUUCCAAGAAAAUAUUGCGACAAUGAAUAAUGGUAUACAAUUAGAUAUUAAUAAUCGUAAAGCGGAAGUAAGGGAAGAACAAAAAAAAAUGGAAUUAAAUAUACAAGAGUUGAAUAAUAAAUUUACAAUUGCAAGUGGAGAUAUUCGAACAGAAAUUGAAGCAAUGAAAUGGGAAACGACAAGGAUGGCUUUGACGGUUCAGACGAAGAAUUUAACAAUAAGUUUGGCCAUUUCUAACCCGACAAUGUUGGCAAUUGGACCAAUUGGACUUAGUAAAACUGUGCCACAUUUUGAAUUGGACAUAUAG
Molecule: messenger RNA, 879 nt
Organism: Diversispora eburnea
Lineage: Eukaryota; Fungi; Glomeromycota; Glomeromycetes; Diversisporales; Diversisporaceae
Source: the annotation of a GenBank genome assembly